Messenger RNA from Blastomyces gilchristii SLH14081, 654 nucleotides. RefSeq lists its product as uncharacterized. The record is from RefSeq and is a predicted model, not a curated record. The transcript has 2 exons. NCBI's taxonomy places the organism in Eukaryota, Fungi, Ascomycota, Eurotiomycetes, Onygenales, Ajellomycetaceae. The coding region runs from base 1 to 654 and encodes 217 amino acids.
AUGCGAUCCAUCAUCUACCUCGCAGUCACCGCCUUUGCUGCCGUUGUGGCCGCCCAGAGCAAUGGUAAUCCUUUCAACGUCCCUAGUGACGGCUACCAAUUCGUCGCUGGCCAGCCGACCACGGUCACCUGGGACCCUACCACCCCCGGCACCGUCUCCCUGAGGCUCCAGAUGGGCGACAAUGUCACUCCCCAAGAUGGUAUUCCCCUUGCCGAAAACCUCCCCAACUCAGGCAGCUUCGAAUUCACCCCCCCCGCCGACAUCCCCACCGCCUCUACCUACUACCUCCAAAUCAUGGACGAUGAUCAUCCCGAAAACUCCAACUACAGCCCCAUGUUCUCCAUCGGCGGAACCACCGGCACUGGCACUGCCCUGACCCCAAUCAGCACAACUGCCACUGAAACCCGCACCACAGACACCUCCGACUCCUCCAGCGCCACGACCACCACCGCCACGACGGACUCGGCCAGCACCACCAUGACCACCUCCGCCUCCACCACCACCAGCAGCUCCAGCAGCUCAUCCGCCUCCUCCUCAUCCACCCCGUCGCCGACCGGCGAUGCCACCAACGCCCCAGACCCGAACAGCGCCAUGUCCAUCGCCCGCCCUGGCUUUAUGCUCUCUGCUGUCCUGGCGCUGAUGUCUUUCCUGUAA